ACCAAAAUAUUUCGUUUCAGUUAGCCCUACCCUAAGAAAAAUAAAUAAGCAAGACGCUGGAAGCAAUUAUUUUGCCAGGGUGUUGGACCGAUCAUGGUGGUGGAUGUUUCAUGGUACUGCAUGCAAUCAAAAUUUUGACUCACAAGUGGUCGAUUCUUCCAAGCCUAAAAAUUCUUUAGCACUCAAGCUAGCAAGUUGUUGCAGCAGAUUUUCUGACACACAUGAUGGCAUGCAAAAGUAAAUUUUUACUUCACCUCUCAAAACCGGCACUAUCAUUCCUCUCCAGAUAAGAGCAAUGUCACCUCAUACCUACCUUCAUCAAGAUCACACCCCAGAAAGUGGACACCAAUGAAAAUAAAAAUACCGGUCUAUCUUCACCACCCAAAAACAAUCUCCUAGAAGGGAAUUCAUUGAAUAAGGGCAGAUGAUUGCCUCAACACAUGCAGAAAAGCUGGGGUUUACAGGCACUCCAUGUGCGGUGCUUGUACGGCAGCACAGCAACAUGAACAGCAUGAUGAAGGUGAUAAUGGGUUUUUUUUUGUCAUACCUUGGAUUGUACAAAUUAAUUACUUAAUGAAUGUGCUAAAUCAUUGAGUUGACUCACAGCGUUGAGUAGAACUAGAAUUGGUCGAGUGAAUAGAUUUCAAUAUCCGGAUAAUUAAGAAAAAUAAGGAAUGUAAUCCGUGGAACUUGAACACACACAUACAGAAGGUUGAUCCCACUGACACCAAAGGUUAAGGCCACUAGACCGGACGUGGGGAUUUGGUCGUUAAGGCGUGUUUGGUUCCAAACUUCUUUAGGAAAAAAUUAUGGGAAAAGUCUAGCCAUUAAACUAAGAUUGUGAACUAAAGUAUCGAAAUGUGUACUAGGAAAAUAAAUACUUGAAGUAGUG
Messenger RNA from Rubroshorea leprosula, 892 nucleotides. NCBI's taxonomy places the organism in Eukaryota, Viridiplantae, Streptophyta, Magnoliopsida, Malvales, Dipterocarpaceae. The record is from the annotation of a GenBank genome assembly.